This is a messenger RNA of Phyllostomus discolor (pale spear-nosed bat), 2460 nucleotides long. It is a transcript of the gene ATP13A1, whose product is annotated as ATPase 13A1. Gene Ontology annotation, cellular component: endoplasmic reticulum membrane. Gene Ontology annotation, biological process: intracellular calcium ion homeostasis; extraction of mislocalized protein from ER membrane. The coding region runs from base 481 to 2460 and encodes 659 amino acids. Lineage: Eukaryota; Metazoa; Chordata; Mammalia; Chiroptera; Phyllostomidae. The record is from RefSeq and is a predicted model, not a curated record. Gene Ontology annotation, molecular function: membrane protein dislocase activity; P-type ion transporter activity; ATP hydrolysis activity. The transcript has 14 exons.
UGUCUAGCGUGGCUGUGUCAGAUGCUAACUCUCCAACCCGCCCGCCGCAGCCCGGUCCCCAGCCAGGUCCCCAGCCCCAGGUGACGAACCUGGGACCCACCCAUCACAAGCCCCGCCCCUAAAAGUCCGGAAUUUUCAUAUCGAGGACCAGUGCCCAGAACGCCGGGACUUCCCUGACGGGCUCGCCUCCAUACUGUACAAGCUUCGCCACUGAUUACCCAGACAGGCCAACGCCCGUACUAUCACGAAGGAGAGCCGGCGGCUUCCGGUUCGGGUUGUCGUUUUGGCGCCCAGCCGGCGUUGCCUUGUCUUUUCCGGUCUCUGUCCAGCGUGGCAGGGCCGGAGUCGGCCCCAGCCCGUUCAGAUCCUCUCUGUCAUGGCGGCGCCCUGUCACUCCUUCCGACCAAGCCUGUCAUGGCCGCACCCUGAUUAGUCACUUCUGGACCCAAACCCUCUCGCUGCACCGGCUCUUCUUACUCUAUGCUGCCAUGGCGGCUCCCAGAGGUCACCGGAAGUAAAACUUUGAAUGUGAGGUGGAGCCUCUGCCCGGAAGCAAGCGCGGCUCUGGGAAAGAUGGCGGCGGCGGUGGGCAACGCGCUUCCUUGCGGAGCCCGGUCUUGUGGUGCUCGGCCCGGCGGGCAGCCCAAGCCCGUGCCGCAGCCACGCACGCUGCUUGCGGCCGGGCCGGCGCUCAUAGCAAGCGGCGACGAGCUGGUCGCCGCCGUGUGGCCAUGCCGGCGACUGGCGCUGUUGCGGCGCCUCACGGUGCUGCCAUUCGCCGGGCUGCUCUACCCGGCCUGGCUGGGCGCCGCGGCUGCAGGCUGCUGGGGCUGGGACAGCAGCUGGGCGCAGAUCCCCGAGGCCGCGCUGCUAGUGCUUGCCACUAUCUGCCUCGCGCACGCGCUCACCGUCCUCUCGGGGCAUUGGUCCGUGCACGCUCACUGCGCGCUCACCUGCACCCCGGAGUACGAUCCCAGCAAAGCGACCUUCGUGAAGGUGGUCCCGACCCCCAACAAUGGCUCCACUGAGCUCGUGGCCCUGCACCGAGAUGAGGGUGAGGACGGGCAGGAGGUGCUGUCCUUUGAAUUCCAGAAGAUCAAGUAUUCCUAUGAUGCCCAGGAGAAGAAGCGCUUCCUCCCUGUGGCCUUUCCUGUGCGAAAUUCAUUCUCUUACUACCAAAGCUACAGGGGGUUCCAGGAAGACGCGGAGAUCCGUGCCGCUGAGAAGAAGUUUGGGAGUAACAAGGCAGAGAUGGUGGUGCCUGACUUUUCAGAGCUGUUCAAGGAGAGAGCCACAGCGCCUUUCUUUGUGUUCCAGGUGUUCUGCGUGGGACUCUGGUGCCUGGAUGAGUACUGGUACUACAGCGUCUUCACACUCUCCAUGCUGGUGGCCUUCGAGGCUUCCCUGGUUCAGCAGCAGAUGCGCAACAUGUCUGAGAUCCGGAAGAUGGGCAACAAGCCCCACACCAUCCAGGUCUACCGAAGCCGCAAGUGGAGGCCCAUCGCCAGCGAUGAGAUUGUGCCCGGGGACAUUGUCUCCAUUGGUCGCUCACCACAGGAUAACCUGGUGCCAUGUGACGUGCUCUUGCUUCGGGGCCGCUGCAUCGUGGACGAGGCCAUGCUCACAGGGGAGUCGGUACCACAGAUGAAGGAGCCCAUUGAAGACCUCAGCCCUGACCGGGUGCUGGACUUACAGGCUGACUCCCGGCUCCAUGUCAUCUUCGGGGGCACCAAGGUGGUGCAGCACAUCCCCCCCCAGAAGGCCACCACGGGCCUGAAGCCGGUUGACAGUGGGUGUGUAGCCUUCGUCCUCAGGACUGGAUUCAACACAUCUCAGGGCAAGCUGCUGCGCACAAUCCUCUUUGGGGUCAAGAGAGUUACUGCCAACAACCUGGAAACCUUCGUCUUCAUCCUCUUUCUCCUUGUUUUUGCCAUCGCGGCAGCUGCCUACGUGUGGAUCGAAGGCACCAAGGAUCCCAGCCGGAACCGCUACAAGCUGUUCCUGGAAUGUACACUGAUCCUCACGUCCGUCGUGCCCCCCGAGCUGCCCAUUGAACUGUCUCUGGCUGUCAACACCUCCCUUAUUGCCCUGGCCAAGCUCUAUAUGUACUGUACAGAGCCCUUCCGGAUCCCCUUUGCUGGCAAGGUGGAGGUGUGCUGCUUCGACAAGACCGGGACCUUGACCAGCGACAGCCUGGUGGUGCGAGGCGUGGCUGGGCUCAGAGACGGAAAGGAGGUGACACCUGUGUCCAACAUCCCCGUGGAAACGCACCGGGCCCUGGCCUCAUGUCACUCCCUGAUGCAACUGGACGACGGCACCUUGGUGGGUGACCCCCUGGAGAAGGCCAUGCUGACAGCUGUGGACUGGACACUGACCAAAGGUGAGGGGCUGCAGUCUCGGGCCCAGUGCAGACAGCCGUCUCUCUUCUCUACCAAGCUUUUGCCUCUGCUGGUCUUUUAA